Fundulus heteroclitus (mummichog) is the source of this 1361-nucleotide messenger RNA. RefSeq names its product thioredoxin domain containing 9 (gene txndc9). The record is from RefSeq and is a predicted model, not a curated record. Gene Ontology annotation, cellular component: cytoplasm. NCBI's taxonomy places the organism in Eukaryota, Metazoa, Chordata, Actinopteri, Cyprinodontiformes, Fundulidae. Gene Ontology annotation, biological process: microtubule cytoskeleton organization. The transcript is spliced from 5 exons. The coding region runs from base 147 to 809 and encodes 220 amino acids.
UAAAUAAUAAAGAAGAAGAAGGGAUUUGCAUGACAUCUACCGGCCUACUUUGACGUCACAUCCGUUGUGGCAGAUUCGCGCACGAACAGAAGUUGAUCAUCUUCCUGGACAUUUUAUCCGAUUCAGAGUUCCUGACGCCGGCAGCCAUGGCCAAUCCAACUGACAUCUUAAGCAAGGUGCUGGAGCAAACGGCUAAAGUGGUGGAGGAGCAGGUGGAUGCCAAGUUGAGCAAACUGAGUGAAAUGGAUGACGACGAUCUGGAAAGGCUGAAGGAGAGGCGACUGGAGGCACUUAAAAAGGCACAGAAGCAAAAGCAGGAGUGGCUGUCCAAAGGCCACGGGGAGUACAGAGAAAUCUCCAGUGAGAGAGACUUUUUUGCCGAAGUGAAGGAGACCAGGAACGUCGUCUGUCACUUUUACAAAAAUUCCACCUUCAGAUGUCAGAUCCUGGACAAACACCUGGCUGUCUUAGCGAAGAAGCACGUUGAAACCAAGUUCAUCAAGUUGAACGCAGAAAAGGCGCCGUUUCUGACCCAGAGGCUGCGCAUCAAAGUUAUCCCCACACUGGCUCUGCUUUUAGACGGAAAGACGAAGGAUUACGUUGUCGGAUUCACCGAUCUGGGCAACACAGACGAGUUCUCCACGGAGAUGCUUGAGUGGAGGCUGGGAUGCGCGGACGUGAUUAACUACAGUGGCAACCUGAUGGAGCCACCGACGGCAACGCAAAAGUCCGGCACAAGAUUCACAAAAGUGGAGAAGAAAACCAUCCGAGGGCGAGGGUUCGACUCCGACGACUCUGACGACGACUGAAAAGCUUUCAGACGUGGCUGGUUUUCUCUACCUCACCGAUACGCUCAGCAGACGCCGCUCCUCUACUAACCAGAUCAUUCAUUUCCUUUACAUUGGGCCAAUAUCAAGUUUUAUUUAAUGAAACCUGUUGUAAUAUUUGUUUUACUGAAAUUAUAACGUCUGUUAAUGACACAUGAAGUGGAAAUCUCUGGUUUGUAUCUUCAUGUCCGGAGCCUUCGUUUUUAAUCCCAGGCCUGUUUGCUUCCUUUUUGGUCAGAAUAGAGCCGGUGACGCAUGUGGGUGCCAACAUCUAAUGUAUUUGAUUUUUAGCAUCAGAAUACAUUUUUACAUGAUAUGUAAAAAAAAGAGUUUGAUUGAAAUACAGUGGCUUGCAAAAGUAUUCACACCCCCAUUGAACUUUUCCACAUUUUUGUCACAAUCAUGGACAUUAAUAUAUUUGGAGUCUCGUGGGAAAGACCAACAGAAAGUGCUACGCAGUUGUGAAGAAAGAAAAUGUACAUGACCUUAAACAUUUUUUUACAAAUAAACUGAAAACUGCGGUGUGAAAAAGUA